This is a messenger RNA of Pararge aegeria (speckled wood butterfly), 2928 nucleotides long. Its product is annotated as periodic tryptophan protein 2 homolog. The transcript has 17 exons. The record is from RefSeq and is a predicted model, not a curated record. Gene Ontology annotation, biological process: ribosomal small subunit assembly; maturation of SSU-rRNA from tricistronic rRNA transcript (SSU-rRNA, 5.8S rRNA, LSU-rRNA). The coding region runs from base 127 to 2898 and encodes 923 amino acids. NCBI's taxonomy places the organism in Eukaryota, Metazoa, Arthropoda, Insecta, Lepidoptera, Nymphalidae. Gene Ontology annotation, cellular component: Pwp2p-containing subcomplex of 90S preribosome; small-subunit processome. Gene Ontology annotation, molecular function: protein binding.
AACUGGGAGCUGAGCGCGUGUUUGGAUUGAAUUUAUAUUAUUAUUUUAGGUUGUACGUGAGUUAUGUGUUUUAAUUGCUCUUUAAACAAAGUUAAACAGAUAAGUUGCAUAAACUAAGUUACAACCAUGAAGUUCAAUUAUAAGUUUCAAAAUUUACUGGGCACAGUAUACAGGAGAGGAGAUAUAAUAUUUACAAAUGACGGCAACUGUGUGUUCAGUCCAGUGGGCAACAAAAUUACAGUAUAUAAUCUUAAGCAAAACAAAAGCAACACUCUGCCAGUUGAGAGCCAUUUUAAUUAUACAGCCAUUGAUGUUUCACCAAAUGGAUCAAUAUUACUUGCAAUUAAUGAAAAGGGUGAAGCACAAAUGAUAAGUCUCUUGACAUGUACAGUUAUACACAGAUACAAAUUCAAGCAGCAAGUGAACGCUGUCAAGUUUAGUCCCGAUGGAAAACUGUUUGCUGCUUGCUGUGAUGAUACAGUUUUCAUUAUGUCAGCACCCAGUACUUUCACGGGAGAAUUCCGUUCGUUCAUUAUGAAGCGAGUGUUCAAGAAGGCACACGACGAAGUCACUUGCCUCGACUGGUCGAGUUGUGGCAAGUUACUCGCCGCCGGCUCGAAGGACACCACCACGAAAAUAUACACGUCAGAGUACAUAGACAACUUAAAUAUGUACUCGCUAAGCGGGCAUACGGAUAAAGUCGUUGGUGUUUUCUUCGAACGGAAGAGUUUGGACCUUAUUACCGUGAGUCGGAACGGUCAAGUUUGCUUGUGGGAAGCCAGUAUUGAUUCGGAUGAUUUGGUGACGUCGGCGGUUCAAAUAUCGCAUAAGAAGAGAAGGAAACUACAGAAGGAGGCAGAGUUAGAAGAUGAUGAAGUGGACGAGGAGAAUGUUAUUGAGAAGGAUAAAGAAUAUGAAAGCGAUCAAGACGCGAACAUGGAGGCUGACAUUGAGAAGGCGGAUCAUAAAUUGGAAGACGAUAAGAAAUUGCGGUAUAAGAAAUUAGGCCGGCACUACAUUGGCGACGCGAUAAGAAACGCUAAUCACAAAUGCAGAGUGUCUGCUGCGGCCUAUCACAAGAACACUAAGAUACUGGUCACAGGUUUCUCGACCGGCAUAUUCUUCCUGCACGAGAUGCCCGACGUGAAUCUGAUCCACACCCUCAGUAUAUCGGAGCACAGGAUCAGCAGUAUCGCGAUGUCAGCUCAAGGCGACUGGAUAGCGUUCGGCUGUCCCAAUAUAGGGCAGCUGCUUGUUUGGGAAUGGCAGAGUGAACAGUACGUGAUGAAGCAACAAGGUCACUCUCUCGACAUGACCUGCCUCGCGUACUCACCCGACGGCCUGUAUAUAGUGACGGGGGGUUACGACGGAAAGGUCAAGGUCUGGAACACGACCUCUGGGUUCUGCUUCGUGACCUUCAACGAGCACAAGUCAACGGUCACCAGUAUAGUGUUCAGCGCGAACAAGAAGUUCUUUGUGUCUUCAUCGCUCGACGGGACUGUGAGAUGCUACGAUCUUACAAGAUACCGCAACUUCAGAACCCUUACAUCUCCAAGCCUGGUACAAUUUGGAUGCGUUGCUGUGGAUUCAAGCAGCGAGCUGUGUGCCGCUGGGGGGCAGGAUGUCUUCGAAAUAUUCGUUUGGUCCAUCAAAUUUGGCAAGCUCCUCGAGGUACUAGGAGGCCAUGAAGCUCCAGUAGCUUGUUUGGCCUUCAGUCCGAACCUGUCUAGUUCCCGCCUCGCCUCUGCAUCGUGGGACAAGACCGUCAAACUGUGGAACUGCAUCGAGACCAGUUCCGAGAGUGAAACUAUACAGUUGACAUCAGACGCUUUACAAGUCGCCUUCAGACCUGACGGUGAAGAGAUUGCCGUAUCAACACUAGACGGAAAUAUAUCGUUCUUCAACGUAACGACGUCAGACCAAACGGGAAGCAUCGAAGGUAGAAACGAUUUGGGAUCCGGCAGAGCUGAUACCGACUUGGUGACGCCUGAAAAAAUGCUCAAAACAAAGGCGUUUACAACUAUAUGCUAUUCAGCUGACGGGACUUCGUUACUCGGUGCGGGAAACUCCAAGCACGUGUGUUUGUACAGCAUUAAAGAGUCUGUGCUGAUCAAAAAGUUUGUUAUCACGCAAAAUCGCUCUUUGGAUGCUGUUAACGACUUUGUAAACCGUCGCUUCCUAACAGAGUUCGGCAAUAUGGCCCUUGUCGAGAAUAGGGAUGAGUUGGAAGGUGGGGACGUCCAUUUGAGACUGCCGGGGGUGAAGGCCGGCGAUAUGGCGGAUAGGAGAGUUAAGCCAGAGGUUAGAGUGCAUUGCAUCCGGUUUUCGCCGACGGGCGAAAGUUUUGCUGUGGCUGCGACGGAAGGUCUGCUUCUCUACAGUCAAAACGCCGGCGUGGAUGGAACUUUCAGGCCUUACCGGCUAGAAACCAGCUCAACGCCGCUAGCAGUGAAACAGCUGUUACAAGACAAGUCAUGGGGGCUCGCGUUAAUAGGCGCACUGCAACUGAACGAACAUGACGUCAUACAACAGUGCGUGGAAGCCGUCCCGCCUUCAGACAUUGAACUAACAGUGGCCAGCCUAGAAGAGGAUUACGCGUUCCGCCUUCUGAGCUCAAUAGCACGCCUUCUAGAAGAAAGCAGGCAUUUGGAACAUCUUCUGCUCUGGGUCAGGAACAUUGUGACAGCAAAGAAGAAGUUCCCGCAGACGGUACUUCUGGCAUUGGAGAAGGUUCUUACUGUAAAAUACUCGCAGCUGAGUAAAAUAUGUGACUUCAAUAAAUACACAAUCCGUUGUAUAAAAUCAGUUGGCGAGUUGACGCCGAAGCAAGAGGACGUGGUAAUGGACUCCGACCAGUCGAGUGGACGGGGAACUUUCUCCGACAGUGAUUCAGACUAACUAUACACAAUAAAUGUUUUAUAAUAUACA